AGGUGGAGAAGCGGCGGAGGAGUCGUGGCCUUGGUCUUUUCCUUGUGCUCGCGGGGCCGACAAACCUCGGCUCGCUCACAGUCAUCCUCAACCUGGACUGCCACGGUCUGGCGGUCUGUCCGUUUAUCCAGCGCCGGCCUCGCUCGUCUGAUGGCUGGCCUGACCCGUUAUUCACUUCCUCCGGACUGCCCCGUGCGUGCCUGCCAGUCUGCCGCCGCGUGUCCGUUCGACGCGGCCGCCUUUACGUUCGGCCUGUCUGUGCGUGCUCGUGCGGUUCCUGUCUGCCCGUGCGCCCGUCUAGCCGCGAAACGGCCGUCCCUUUCGUCCGACGGUCAGCCGCGAAUUUCACCCAUCCGCACUCAGACAUGCAUGCAUGCAUGCAAGCAAGCACGCACACGCACACGCACACACACGCAGGCACGCAGGCUCGCGGACAUUCCGGCAGGCCGAGGCGCAGGCAGGCGUGCCAGCAGACAGGCGGGCGAUCAGGCAGGCAGGCAGGCAGACACUCGAAUGGCCCAGUCAGCAUUGCCUCGUGUGCGCGCCGAGGCAUGGACAGACCGAGGAGCACUUCGACCAGCCAGCCAGGCUGAGAAGGCCCGUGCGCACGAGCGAGAGCGAGAGCGAGGCCUAACUGUAACAGAGCGUGGUGGCAGUAACAGCGCCAUAAGCAGUAGCAUCAGGAGCACCUGUUCGCCUGCAACACGACGCCGCCACCGGUCCGGCCACGUCAGCGUCGCCGUCUUCCCGAUGAGUCUGUUACACGCCGCCAGCAUGGACCUAAUCAAGCCGAUCAUGGAGUUGGGCGCCGAGAAGACGCGACUGCGCACCAUCAACGGCAUCUUCGAGGCGGCCUGCGUCUCGGGCCGGCCCGAGGCGAAGUCGGCCGACGACGAAAGCCUCCUCGCAGCCGACGGCUCGGCGGGCAAAGAGAACGACCAACAGGGAAAUGGUGUCGGCGACGAGGAGGAGGAGGAGGAUGACGACGAGGAUGACGAAGAGGAGGAGGAAGAGGAGGGGGAGGAAGAUGAGGAUGCCGACGACGAUGACGACGACGACGACGACGACGAGGGCGAGGGUGAGGGAGAGGGAGAGGUGGAAGCAGAGGUAGAGGGAGAGGGCGAAGAGGGGGAGGGCGCAGAAGUGGAAGACGAGGUCGUGCUUGCGGAGGUGGACGAGAAGGUGGGGCUAGAGGAAGCGGAAGAGGUGGAAGAGGAAGAGGAGGAGGAGGAG
Molecule: messenger RNA, 1233 nt
Organism: Protopolystoma xenopodis
Lineage: Eukaryota; Metazoa; Platyhelminthes; Monogenea; Polystomatidea; Polystomatidae
Source: the annotation of a GenBank genome assembly